Molecule: messenger RNA, 408 nt
Organism: Nanorana parkeri
Lineage: Eukaryota; Metazoa; Chordata; Amphibia; Anura; Dicroglossidae
Product: C-C motif chemokine 20-like
Exons: 4
Coding region: 10-333 (107 amino acids)
Biological process (GO): G protein-coupled receptor signaling pathway; inflammatory response; lymphocyte chemotaxis
Cellular component (GO): extracellular region
Molecular function (GO): chemokine activity; CCR chemokine receptor binding
Source: RefSeq, a predicted model, not a curated record
UGGUGCAUUAUGUCUCGUGCCAGCUCAGCUUUUUGCAUUUUGUGUAUCUUGUUGCUAGGACUCCAAACCCUGACCCACGCUGCAGUAUUUGACUGCUGCUAUGCCUACACCAAAAAGCCAUUGUCACGAAAAGUUGUCAAAGGACACAUGAUCCAGAACUCACACGAGGUGUGCGACAUUGAUGCUGUCAUAUUGAUCACAAAGAAAUUCAGAGUGUGUGCAAAUCCUAGAGAGGCAUGGGUCAACAAACUCGUGUCAGCACUUAAGCGGAAAACCACAAUGAGAGAAGAGCAACCAAAGAAAAACAGUAAUGUUCUUGCCAACCAAGCUUAAUAAGUGAACACGUUCAUUUUUAUGUGUACGAUAAGCUACAGAAUCCUACUUUUUUUCUAUUCUGCUUACAUUGUA